Molecule: messenger RNA, 4296 nt
Organism: Arxiozyma heterogenica
Lineage: Eukaryota; Fungi; Ascomycota; Saccharomycetes; Saccharomycetales; Saccharomycetaceae
Exons: 1
Coding region: 1-4296 (1431 amino acids)
Source: RefSeq, a predicted model, not a curated record
AUGGGUCAAUUCCAUACCUUGGCACAACGUCCUACAUUAUCUCAAACUGAUAAUUUUGCAUUUCUUCUAGAAGGUACAUUCAAUGUGAAUGAUUCGUUCCAAUUUGAUAUAGAUUCGUCAAUUACUCGUAACAAAGAUGAUGGUGACUAUAAUCAUUUGCUUUCUUUUUACCAGAAUGAUUCCAAAUAUUUGGAUUUACACUUAAAUAAUAUACAGUAUCCUUUUGUUAUUCAAAAAUGUAUCCCAUUUAGAUACAAUAAAGAUUGUAAAAAAUAUUACCAAAUGAUUCAAUUUUAUAUAAAGAAGAAAAUGGAUAGUGUUAAUUCAUCUAAUGGAAGUGCUCCUUUCUACUCAAAAUAUAAUUUAGAUAGAGAAAUUUAUUCCAAAUUUGAGAUUGAUAAUGAAGGUAGUAGUAGUAUUAAUAUUGAUUCGUUAUAUGAUUCAGAUAUAGAAAAUCUUAUUCUGGAUGAUGGAAAGGAGGUACAAAAAGAAGAAGAAGUAAGAAAGGAAAACGAACAAGAAAGGAAGGAAGAAUUCAAUAAUGAACCAAGUUUUUUUCAAUCUUGUACAGAUAAGUUUCUAAGAAGUACAGAUAAACUACAUCAAGCGAUCAAUGAUACAAUCAAUGAAACGUAUCUUUUAAUAAGCAAAAAGUUUAUUUACCUUAUUGAAUCUCAUGUAAUUUAUCCUAUCUUUGAGUUUUCAGAUUUAUCUGUUUUUAGACCAAAUCUGUACCCAAUGGAAGUAAACAACUUUUUUAAGAUUUGGGAUGAUAGAAUCUUGGCUAUCACUAAAGAGGGGAUUUUUGUAUCUCUAAUGUUAUCGAACUUUGAUUCAAUUAACUAUCAUGAUCUUCUAACAUCAAACUAUAUUAGCCAUAAUAGCAUAAAUAGCAGUGACCAUCCAAUAAAAGUAACACAAUAUUGGAACUUAAAACUCGGGAAGUAUUGGAAAAUUGUAACUUCACCAUAUCAUAAUCUAAUUUGUACGAUUCAAUAUAAGCCAAAUGAAGCAGUAGCACAAUUCAUGACAAAUCUGUCUAUAAAAAUAUUCUGUUGGAUUGAUCAAAUAGAAAUUAAAUUGAUAGAUUCCUUAUUAUUACCUUAUGGAGAUAGUAUUAUUGCCUAUACUUUCAUGCCAUCCAAACAACCUAUAUUGAUUCUUUGUGUUAGUGGUCCAGAGGGGCUCAAGCUGAUUCUUAUCCAAUGGGACCGAGACAAUUUGCAUAUAAUAAAAAAUACUGUUAUUAUGGAUUUACAUGUCGCUGCCGAUAUCUCAAAUAUUAUACCUAUUAAUAAGACUCACAUUUUAAUUUGUUCAUCAGAAAUGGGUUUGUAUGUCAUAUCAUUAAAUGAUAUCUAUGACAAUAAAAUUCAUAUUAAUAAAUUUUAUAUAAAAAAAAUUGGACCAAUUUUAUCAUGGUUCCAUUCAUUUGAGAUUUUACCAUUAUUCUAUAAGAUUGAUCCCAAAUUUAAAAAAUAUGAUCAUUGUGUUCUAUUUUCGGAUGGAAGUGACACAAUAUAUUGUAUACUGAGUGUAAAUAAUAGCGCUGAUUUGGAUAAUAUUGAAAUUUUCUCUUUAGCGGCCGUAAAAGGUUUAACAUCUAUUGCACCAAGUUAUCAUCAAAACGAUGAUUUUUUAAAUAACUUUAAUUUGGUAGUAACAUGUUUCAAUAAAUGUAUUGAAAUCACCAUAAAUCUUAAAGAGAUGGUUUAUAUUGAUAAAAUGAUUUCAAAUGAAGACGGAAAUCAUGCAUAUUAUACGCCACCUUCAAAAAGAUCAAUUAUUUCCACAAGAACUUUGUGUUCGAUGACUCAGCCUCAACAGACUGGUAUCAUAUCUGUGAAUUCCAAAGAAGAGACCUGGAUAACUAGUGAUUCGAUAAUAAGUCAAGUUCAACCAAUUCCGUUUUUGUUUACUAGAAGAACACGUCAGAUUAAUCCUGUAAUUCAUGAUUUCAAUAGGUAUAAUAGUAUUGUGUAUGUUAAGGGGAAUGAUUUACUAGGUCUUAAUCUAUUACUGGCCACAGACGGUAAAACUUUGUCAAGAUGCUAUGUUAUAGAGACAAAACAUUUAGAAGACUCAUGGUCAGGAGAGCAGUCUCAUUACCAUUUUUUAGAAGUUGAUGAUUUAUUACCGAAGAACAAUAGGGGAACAUUAUUCAUGCUCGUUUAUGACAACUUUGUGGUUCAAUUGACUAGUGAACAGCUGUUAACACGAUCUUUAAUAAGUCCAUUUGAGACAAAAAUAAUAUUUACUGUUACACCAAAUUGUAAUCUUGACAAUUUUACGUUCCAAGAUAAUAAAUUAAUUAUAUGGGAUUCUGAAAAUUGUAGAGUGUGGUGUGUUAACGAUUUAUCACAGAUUUUUAUUUCGGAAUGUAAAGAAAUACAAACAUUUAAUAAAUUAAUUAAAAAUCACUCUAAUUUUUCAUUCCACAUUACUUCUUUGAAAUCCAAUUUAGAUGAUCAUACUGUAGUUUUGAGAAGUCCAAAGGGAAUAUUUUCAAUACCAUGGAGAGAUUUUGUAUCCAAUAACAGCGAUAAUAUAACAUUGGUUAAAUCUCUUCCGAUUCAUGAUUUUGUUAUGUGUAAUGAAAGUUUAUGUAUAUUUUUAUAUUACAACAAUGCUCAAAAGCCAAUGAUAAGGAUAACUGAUUUAACUACAAAGCAUGUUUCUUUCUGGGAUCACAUCUCUCUUAGUUUUAAAUCAGGGGAAAAAUUUCAACUUAAGUCAUUAAAUGAAAUCACAAUAGCUCUUUUUAGCACACGUUGUUUUUAUCUGAUUUACUUGAACGAUUUACAUGACAUUGUUUGUGAGGAGGUACAAUUUCCAUUCUUUAAUCGAACGGCUGUAUUGUUGGAUUUGUUUUAUAACCAAUCGAAUAAUACAUUAUUCUGUUUAUAUGAUGACGGUCUUAGAAUACUAAAACUAACGUAUCUGAGUCAGUCAAGGAUGGAUUAUAUUUUACUUAAAACUAAGGACAAAAAUAAAAUAUUUUUGUAUUUGGAAAAGUUAAAUAGAUUACUUAUUGUCCAUCCUCAAAGAAAAUAUUGGUAUUUAAUGAAAUUAGAAAAUGGCACAAUUCGUUCCUUAGAUUCACAAAUCUUACAAGUUGAGAAAUAUCCAUUACAACAAGUGAUUGAGAUUAAUAAUAACACCUCUGACUCUUCUUUAAUAUUAAGAUUUCAAAAUUGUAUCAAAUACGUAACACUCAUGGCCAAAAAUAAUAAAAUUACUGUCAGAAUUUUAGAUUCAUUGAAAACAAAUUUAUCAUUUCCUAAUAAUAAACUUGUACCUACAAAUAAUCAAGAUGUAAUUGCUAUGAUAGGAACAGAUAAAGAACCUAAAAAUACAGAUAGAGAUGUCACUCUGCAUUUGCCAGAUUCCAGCCAAUAUGAAAAUAUCAAGUGUAAUUUUUUCGAAUAUGCUAUAAAGAAUAAUAAAAUAGUAGUGAAUGAAGAUAUUCCUCUCAAUUGGUUAAAACUGUCUUCAAUAAAAGACUAUUUUGUAUUUGUUGAUAGUAUUGUAAUUAAUUCACCAUCAGGAAUAUCUGUAUAUGUCAAUUUCAAAUGGCCAUUCUAUAAGGAAUUGAUCUCAACUCAAAAGAAAGAGUCAAAUAGUCAAGUGAUAAAAGUUAACGAGAAUAUGGUGCUUGUUAAAGGUUGUCAAAGAGAAGGAAAUAUAUUCAAGUAUAUUUUUGUAUAUGAUGAUAAAAUAUUUGAUGUUGUAAGAAAUCCAGAAAAAUAUCAGGAAGCUUAUAAUAACAAGUCGAUUGAUUUUUGUAGAUUAGAUAAAAGUAAUGUGUUAUACACGGAUUGUACAAUGGGUGAUUCGAUUAAAAGAAAAAUAUGGUCAAAAGAAAAUAGGUUAACUGAAAGGUAUCGAUAUUAUAACGGUGAUACGGUGUUAACGCUUACAGAUGAUUAUGAAUUUAAAAAUCAAAAAAACAUUAAAGACUACAUAAUGGGAUUACCUGUAGUGUUUCCUAAAUUAACACCAGAGCAAUUUAAAUUCUGUCCCAUAGCCUUAGAAAUUCCUGAAGUUGUUUAUUCAAAUUUUGAUGCAAGAAAUAAAAUAUUAUCUAUGCUUUCCAUAGAUGGAUCAUUUAGACAAUAUAAAAACGAAUCUGUUUCUCUUACUUUAGAUGACAAAGAUGAAAACAUUACUAUAAAUAUGAUGAGUCAGUAUAUCCACAGAACUAAUGAAAUUAGAUUAAGUAAGUUUUCAGUAACAACUAAAAAUCAGCAAGGGUUUUUUUGUGGGAACUUACAAGAAAGUUUGGCAGAUUGGUAG